ACAACAGCAGCAGCGACCUCAGCACCGACAGCGAUAGUGGGUUCGGGUCCGAACCCGAACCCGAAACCGAACUCGAGCAGUCGCUGCUACGGUCGGAAUCGAUGCCGGUGGCGAGGCUGACGGCGGACGAGGACGUCGACGGCGACGAGACGGAGGAGGAAGAGGGGGAGGGGUUUGUCGUUAGGGUUCGGGUUCUUGACAAUGGUGACGAUGAAAACCCUAGUUUGGAGUCUGAGGAAGAGGUUUUUGAUGAGGCUGAUGGGGGUUUGGAUGCUGUGGCUAGGGUUUAUUCUUCUCAGAGUGGAAACCCUAGUCCAUUUACAGAUGGGGUUUUGGAGGGAAACCCUAAUAUGAAUUUGGAAGAAGAUGGGGAUGUGAGACCAAUGGAGGUGGUACCUGACACUAUGGAAACUGAGGAAGAUAGGGUUUUGCGUGAAAACUUGAAUUCGAUUGAAAAUUCAACGAAGGAUGGGGUCGAUGAACAUACAUCUAGAGAUUGUACUGAUGAAACUCACAAUGAGACCUCGGGAAGUGAUUGUGCACAAGGGAACACUACUUUGGAUGGUGAUUGUAUUGAUGAGACUCACAGUGAGAUUUCGGGAAGUGAUUGCGCACAAGGGAACACUAGUUUUACCGGAGAGGUGUCUUUGGAGUCCACGGAAAAAGACGAGGAUUUGAAACCAAUGGAAGUUGAGCCUGACAAUGUCGAAGCAGAGAAAGAUGGAGAAGAGGAGGAUUCAGAUGUUGAUCAACCGGAGGAAAUUGGCAUUGAGACUGGUUCAAGUGAAUUCGGGUUUUUGGAUGAAAGUUCAAAUGCAGAGGAAACUGCUGGGGAAGUCAGGGUUUUGAGUGGAAACUUGAAUUUGACAGAAAAUUCUGUGAAGAACGGAGUUGGUGAAGUUAAACCUAAUGGUUCUGUGGAUGAAACUCGUAAGGAGAACGGAGAUCAUGGUGUUCUAGAUGAAAAGGAUGAGGUUUUGGGAACUGAUUGUGCACAAAGUAUCACUGCGUUUACAGGAGAGAUGCAGUUAGAGUCCGUGGAAGUGAAGCUGACGACUAUUGAGAUAGAGAUGGAUGGGAUUGAUGAAUGUAUGCACCAAGGAUGGGAACCUGCAGAUGCUGCGGCCAGAGAAAUUGGCAAUGUUGUUGCUGAUUCGAACCAAAACCAAGAACAGGAUGAAGAAGAUGGCUCUGUUACUGUGGAUUCUAGUCAAUCUGACAGCUCUUUGAACAGGCUUGAGUGUUGGAAUGACAACAAAGCGAAGAAGAAACCAGAAGAGGAUGAAGAAGAUGGCUCUGUUAUUGUGGAUUCUAGUGAAUCUGAGAGCUCUGUGAACAAGAUUGAGACUAGGAAUGAUGACAAAGUGAAUAAGAAAGCAGAAGAGGACGAUGAAGAUGGCCCUGUUGUUGUGGAUUCUUGUGAAUCUGAGAGCUCUGUGAACAAUCUUGAGAGUAGGAAUAAUAACAAACUGAAUAAGAAAACAGAAGAGGACGAUGAAGAUGGCUCUGUUGUGGAUUCUAGUGGACCUGAGAGCUCUGUGAACAACCUUGAGAGUAAGAAUGAUGACGAAGCGCAUAAGAAAGCAGAAGAGGAUAAUGUGGGUGCAAAGGAGGGAGGAUUGCAAGUUUCUGGUAAACAAAUGAUAAGGGAGUCCAAAAGGGAGAUUAUUAGGGAGUUAUUGGCUUCUGCAUCCUCUUCUGCUGCUACCAGCAAUGAUACGAUCAUUGCCUCUAAUCUUAGGAGAAUUCUUUCUGACAGUUAUCCUGCUUUUUUGGGCUCCUUAGGCCCAAGUAGAUCACAACCAACCAUCCUCGACUCUUCCAACCUUGCAGUUGAUAGCAACCCCGAAAUCGCAAUGACUGAAGAAGAGAAGAAAUUUCAUAACAACAUCGAGUUGGUUAGAGUCAAAUUCCUUCGUCUUGCUUUCAGAUUAGGUUAUUACCUGGAAGAGAAAAUGGUCACUUCAGUCCUCUACAAUCUUGAACGCAUUGCGGGUACAAAACAUUGGAAGUUUAGCUUUCAGACAGCAAGAAAGAAGGCUAUGGAGCUCGAGAGGGAAGAGAAAGAUAAGUUGGAUUUUUCAUGUACUAUUCUAGUUAUUGGGAAGGCUGGAGCCGGAAAGAGCGCGACGAUAAAUUCAAUCUUUGAAGAAGAGAAGUCACCAAGGAAUCUAUUCGAACCUGAAACUUCUUCAGUGAGAAAGAUUGAGGGGGUUGUGAAUGGGAUAAAGAUUCGGAUUUUGGAUACUCCAGGCCUGAAACUUUACUCACAAGAUCAAGUAUCAAAUAUAAAGAUGCUCUCUUCUCUGAAGAAGUACAUGAAGAAAUACCCACCUGAUGUAGUUCUCUAUAUGGAUCGGCUUGAUAUCCAAACCCGGGAUUUUAAUGAUUUGCCCCUUUUGAGAACAGUUACUAGUACUUUAGGCCCUUCAAUUUGGUCGAAUGCUAUCAUUGUUCUCACUCAUGCAUCCACAGCUCCACCCGAGGGACUAGAUGGCAGACCAUUAUCCUAUGAAACAUGUAUAGAGGAGAGGUCUUAUGUGAUUCAACAGUCAAUUACGCUGGCAACAGGAGAUAUGAAUUUGAUGAGGCCAGUGGCUUUAGUUGAGAAUCAUCCAUCUUGUAGAAGGAACACAAAAGGGGAAAGAGUACUUCCAAAUGGAUGUAGAUGGAGAUCUAAGUUACUUCUCUUGUGUUGCCGUUCGAAAAUCUUAUCUGAAGCCAAUGCCCUUUCUCCCUAGGGUUCAAGAUUCUUCUGCACAAAAGCUCUUAAACUCCCUCUUCCGAUCUCCACAAUGGAAUUCUUUUUGUCUUUGCUUUUUGAGAAAAAACCCCAUCCAAAGCUUUCUUCAGAUAUCGACUUGAAUGGCUUUUCAGAUGAGGAAGAUGAAGAACAUGAGUAUGAUAAUCUCCCGCCUUUCUCUCCUUUAACCAAAUCCCAGAUUGACGAGCUUAGUAAAGAGCAAAAAAGGUUGUAUUUUGACGAGUAUGACUAUCGGGUUGAACUCCUGAAGAAGAAACAGUGGAAGGAACAGAUUAGGCUAUUCAAAGAAAUCGAAAAGAGAGGGGAAAGCAAUAAUAUUUAUGAAGAUGAUGAUGAUUCUCCAACUUCACCGGCUCUUUCGCAAGAUAUUACAUUGCCUCUUUCCUUUGAUUGUGAUGAUCCAGUGUAUCGUUACCGAUCCUUGGAGCCAAGCUCAAACUCAACAUUCUCAACUGAUUUUCUCUCGGGUUCUAAUGGUUGGGAUCAUGACUAUAGCUAUGAUGGGAUUAGGCUCCUAAAGAUCUUUGCUAUAGCUUCAAAAUUUCCAGGUGAAAUCUCUGUCGGUUUAAGAAAAGAUAAGGAGGAGUUCGUCAUCAAUUUGGACUCCUCAGUCUCAGCCAAGCAUGGAGAUAAUGGCUCAUCGCUAGCGAACUUCAACGUCCAAACUAUUGGUAACCAAAGAGCAUACUCUAUACGGGGCGAAACCAAGUUCAAAAAUUUUAAGAAGAACAAGAUGACUGCAGGUUUUUCUGUCAACUAUUUGGGGGAUACUGUUGCUACUGGAGUGAAGCUAGAGGAUCAAGCUUCAAUUGGGAAGAGAGUUGAGCUUGGUGCAAGUAUUGGUGCUGUUCGAGCUGAGGGUGGUGUGGCAUAUGGAGCUAAUUUGGAGGCAAAAUUAAUGGAGGAGGAUUACCCUGUUGGCCGAGCUCUUGCUAUAUCAAGUUUGUCUUUGGUUCAGUAUUGCGGGAAUUUGGCUUUUGUGGGGAAUCUACAGGCUGAAGUCCCUAUUGAGAGGAACUCGAAGAUAAUCGUUCGUGUUGACAUCAACAACAAGAUGAGUGGAAGGUUAACACUUCAACCACGUACUUCUGACCCUCUUGUGAUGGUGCUUAUUGGUUUACUUCCAUUUGCAAACUGUAUUCUGAGGAGAAUCUGGCGCAAGUAUUUUUUAGCAUAGUAAACUGUUAUCCAUUUAGAUUUUUUUUAUACAGUUAAUUUAGGUUUCAUAACUUUCCGCAUUUAGGAUUUGUAUAUGGGAAUUGAAUUGGGGUUCUGAUCA
Molecule: messenger RNA, 4043 nt
Organism: Asparagus officinalis (garden asparagus)
Lineage: Eukaryota; Viridiplantae; Streptophyta; Magnoliopsida; Asparagales; Asparagaceae
Product: translocase of chloroplast 159, chloroplastic-like
Exons: 6
Coding region: 102-2741 (879 amino acids)
Biological process (GO): protein targeting to chloroplast
Cellular component (GO): chloroplast outer membrane
Molecular function (GO): GTP binding
Source: RefSeq, a predicted model, not a curated record